AUGUCAUGCAUACAGUGACAGCAGUGCAUUAUUGUGAUCUGUGAUGGUUUUGUGAUUUUAAAAGUAUCUGAUUGAGAUAAUAACUAAAAAUGAUGCAAAAUAGAAUUGGAAAUUUACCAAUAGCAAACGAAAAUCCUUUGGGUCUUUCGUGGCACGACAGUGCUUGGAUACCUUUACUGAGUCCAUCUAAUAUCAUGGACUAUUUUUCUGAGAGAUCCAAUCCAUUUUUUGACCGUACUUGUAAUAAUGAAAUUGUUAAGAUGCAGCGUCUCAGCAUGGAUCAACUACAGAACAUGACGGGGCUGGAAUACAUAUUACUGCAUGUGCAAGAUCCGAUUCUGUACGUAAUUCGUAAACAACACAGACACAGUCCUACACAGGCUAUACCUUUAGCUGAUUACUACAUUAUAGCUGGGAUUGUGUACCAGGCUCCUGAUCUAGCGAGUGUACUCAACUCUAGACUGCUGUCUGCAGUACAUCAUCUGCAAUGCUCAUUUGAAGAAACCAUGUCUUACUCAAGGUAUCACCCUAGCAAAGGAUACUGGUGGGAUUUCAAAGCGACUAAACCAGGUCUCAGUCCUUACAACAGUGGUCAGUCCUCUUCAAAGGAUGUGAGCAGCACUCCUAAAGAGGAACCAUCCACACUGUUCCAGCGUCAAAGGGUUGACAUGUUGUUAGCAGAACUUGUGAGGCAGUUUCCAUUGCCUGUUACACAAGCACCUAGCCAGACAAAUGGUGUCACUGUUAAGACAGAGAACUCAACUGAAAAGAAUGGUGAUAAAGCCCCUGAUGGCAAUGUUAACAACAUCACUAUAAAACAAGAACCUGCAGACCCAAGCAGCUCGGACAUGACAAAUGGAAGUCUACAGGGACAUGCUGAAAUCAAAACCGAGAUCAAACAGGAAAAUAUGAAACCACCACCAGAAAAGAAACUAAGAUUAUAAAUAAAACUUCUAAAUGUUAAUAAUUAA
Spodoptera frugiperda (fall armyworm) is the source of this 971-nucleotide messenger RNA. It is a transcript of the gene MED6, whose product is annotated as mediator of RNA polymerase II transcription subunit 6. The coding region runs from base 90 to 944 and encodes 284 amino acids. Gene Ontology annotation, molecular function: transcription coactivator activity. Lineage: Eukaryota; Metazoa; Arthropoda; Insecta; Lepidoptera; Noctuidae. The transcript is spliced from 5 exons. The record is from RefSeq and is a predicted model, not a curated record. Gene Ontology annotation, biological process: regulation of transcription by RNA polymerase II. Gene Ontology annotation, cellular component: core mediator complex; mediator complex.